AUGAAUUCUUCUGCGCGUAAAAGCAAGAAAAAUUGUUUCCCGAUUUGGUUGUGGAAGCCGAAAAGAUACGAAUAUGAAUCGCCGGUCAGCAAGAUGGACUAUCCGUGCUGUUGCUCGUGUAUAUCGGCAUAUAUGGCUUUUGGCAUCUAUCACUAUUUUCAAUUGAUCCUCUUAUUCUUGAAAAUCGCCGGUGCUCUCACCACCAACAAAAAGGAACCCAUCUUGAGCAUUAUCGUUCUUUCAUAUCUCGUUUACGAUGUCUUCGUGACACUGAUUGCCAUCUCUGCUUUUCACUCACUCAAACCAUUCUUCAUUCAACUCUAUCUCAUCUUGGGGGUACCUACAAUAUUUUUGGGUCUCGUUUUGAUUGGUUAUCUCUCAUUCCACACGCAUGGUGUUGAUUUCACCCUCACCGGUUACAUUAUCCGAGCAGUGGCCUUUGUUUUGGUUGUUUUUCAUAUGAUCUUCAAUUGCUAUGGAUAUUUGAGAGAUCGUCAACUCGAGAUCGAGUACCAAGCCGAACAAGGGAUCAUCCUCGAUGUUGUCAACGUCAAACGAAACUCCCGAAAUCGAAAG
Messenger RNA from Mesorhabditis belari, 576 nucleotides. NCBI's taxonomy places the organism in Eukaryota, Metazoa, Nematoda, Chromadorea, Rhabditida, Rhabditidae. The record is from the annotation of a GenBank genome assembly.